This is a messenger RNA of Erythranthe guttata (spotted monkey flower), 441 nucleotides long. NCBI's taxonomy places the organism in Eukaryota, Viridiplantae, Streptophyta, Magnoliopsida, Lamiales, Phrymaceae. The record is from RefSeq and is a predicted model, not a curated record.
AUGGGUACAAUAGUUUGUUCAAUAAAUGGUUUGAAGAAGAAGAAGCAGAAGCAGCACAUAGUUGGAGAUUCAAUAUGGUCUAUUCCUCCAACCAACCAUUUCUACACCAACUGGUCCUCCUCUUACUCUUUUCACACCGGCGAUUCCCUCUAUUUCGACUUCGACUCGGGGCUUUACAACGUGAUUCAAGUUCCGAGAGGAGAGUUCGACAGUUGCAGCGGAGAUCAGCCGUUGGAUGCUUUCAUGGAGGGCCCGACAACUGUCGCUUUGCCGCGAAAAGGGGUUUACUAUUUCGUAUGCAACGUCUCGAAUUACUGCGAAUUGGGAGUGAAGGUUAGUGUGGUUGUUGUUGAUGAAAUAAUUAGCAACUCCGUUGAUUAUUCGAUAAAUACUCCAUCUCCUUCUCCGCUUGUUGAUGCUCAAAGUCCGUCGCCUGGUUGA